UAACGAUUCUCAAAUUUACUCUACCGAGUCCUUAACGCUCGCGAGAAUCUCUGAUCCGCCGUCGUUCUGAUCUUCCGCCAUUUGCUUCCGUCGAAACUUUUGAAACCGAAUCGAGCAAAAGAGCUGGAGAGAAAAUGUCACAAGGAUGGUUUUCGCUAGGCGGAAGCAGCAGCGCAGAUCAGCAGCAGCCGGAGCAGCAGAAACCAGGUUCGUCCCUGCUCGCUGAUUGGAACUCUUACGCGGCGGCGAGAGAUGUGGAGGAAGGUGGCGGCGGAAGCUUCGGGUUUGACAUCGAAUCCGCCGUUAGAUCUGCCAACGACACCGUUUCCGGCACCUUCAGUGUGGUUUCGAAGGGAGUUAGAGAUAUUCCGGGGAACCUGUCGUCGGCAACCAGCAGUAUGCCAUCAGGGAAAGCCUUGAUGUAUUUCGGUUUGCUUCUCGCCAGUGGUGUGUUCUUCAUCUUCAUUGCCUUCACUAUGUUUCUACCAGUCAUGGUGCUUAUGCCUCAGAAAUUUGCUAUUUGUUUCACCCUCGGAUGUGGAUUUAUCAUCGGAUCGUUCUUCGCACUUCGUGGCCCACAGAAUCAGCUCGCACACAUGUCAUCCAUGGAGAGGCUUCCUUUAACAAUAGGUUUCAUUGCCACCAUGGUUGGUACCAUAUACGUCUCCAUGGUUCUCCACAGCUACAUUCUCUCCGUGGUCUUCUCCGUCUUGCAGGUUCUUGCGUUGGUUUACUACUGUAUAUCCUACUUCCCUGGAGGAUCAUCCGGCAUGAGGUUGCUAAGUUCUGCUCUUACCUCAUCUGUUCUAAGAGUUUUUGGGAGAUGAGCUUUUCUCUGGUGUAUAGAGUUUUUUCGAAAAGACAUUUAUGAUCUUGAAAGAGAUGUUAAAAGGUCCGGACUCCGAAACCAACUGAUGCUAUCACUCUUUUCUUUUUUACGAUGCUGUUGAUUACUGGUGAGCAUAUAUAUAAUGUUUAGUUCGUUAUUUUCAAA
Messenger RNA from Brassica oleracea var. oleracea, 994 nucleotides. Its product is annotated as protein transport protein sft2-like. The coding region runs from base 135 to 827 and encodes 230 amino acids. Gene Ontology annotation, biological process: vesicle-mediated transport. NCBI's taxonomy places the organism in Eukaryota, Viridiplantae, Streptophyta, Magnoliopsida, Brassicales, Brassicaceae. Gene Ontology annotation, cellular component: membrane. The transcript has 4 exons. The record is from RefSeq and is a predicted model, not a curated record.